AUGCAAGAGUAUGUUGGAGGGACUACUGUGAAGUCUGCGACUCGAGUGAGCUAUAGGUCACUGGGAUGGAGAACUGUGAGGUACGAAUCCCAUGUGAGAAAUUCCCUAGGGUCUCAUCCUGGUCACAUCUCGCAAAUUCCGGAUUUCAGCAAAUACUCGCCGACCAAGUUUAUCGCUGAGCUGGCACCAUAUGUUUCUCCCACGCUAUGUGCAUAUCCAUUGCAAUCCAAAUACGUGAAUCAACAACAUUACUAUCAAAAUAAGGGAAUUCUGGAGAAACACUAUCUCUCGAAAAAACCGCAUCCCGUAUCGUUAUCACAGCUAGCCCAGUAUUUCGAUGACUCGAACGCUUUAACCAAACAAAAAAUUGUGAAUAGUGGCCGAUUUGUUCAACAAGAGCUCGUCACUCGUAUCGCCCACAAAAUUCAUCUUCUUCAGACACUUCCGUUCAACGUGGUGAACAAUUUCCAUUUCAGUCAGGUCUACGAAUCGUACUACAACAUUUUCGAGCGGUUCAGACGGUACCCCACAGUCAAAACGGUUUCCGACAACGAUAAGUUUGCCGUGUUUCUACAAGGAAUCUUGUCGGAUUUCAACUCUCUGAAUUUACCACAUCUCAUAAUGGGCGCGCUCGAGAGUCGUAUUCUGGAUUUGUAUCCUCCUCACAAAAUGGACGAGCUUAUUUCGAGUCUUUUAAGAGCACGUAUUUCCAGAAGGCUGAUUGUAGAGGAACAUUUGAGUAUGACUUCCAAUUAUCAAAGCGGGAAGAAGGAGAAUACGUUAGUGUUGGGUGACAUUUUCCAGGAGUGUAGCGCGCAAGAGUUUCUGCUUGGAGCAAAAGCCAUGUGCGAAAAGUUCAUUCAGGACAUGUAUUUCGAAGGCAUCAAACUGCCGAAAUUUGUGAUUGACGGCAAUCUCGAGCUCAAAUUUUAUUUUCUGCCCUUGCAUUUGAAAUAUCUGCUUGGAGAAGUGCUGAGAAAUAGCUACGAGGCCACUAUGAAGGAAUACAUACGUCUGGGGCUUGAUAAUCCAGAACCAAUCACUGUGACGAUAGUCUCAAACGAGCAGUCUUUCAUUUUCCGCAUUUCGGAUCGCGCUGGCGGGAUCCCGCAUGACGAAAAGACCAUAUGGUCCUUUGGCAAAUCCAAGCAGCUUGCAAGCGAAUCUUUAGACAACUUCCACAAGCUUCCGGGUCUCCAAACAAUAUCACUUUAUGACUACAUGUAUGAUGAUGCAAAAAAGCCCACCAGUCAUCCCUACAAGUUCACUUCUCUAGAGCCUGUCAGUGCAUCCAACCUCCCCAGCGGCCACAAAUUUGAAAAACCGCUUUUGGGGCUUUUAGAAAGGUCUUCUCGCUACAAGUUGGGAAUCGGGCUCGCUAUGUGCAAGGUGUAUGCAGAAUACUGGAACGGCGAUUUAACGGUCCAUUCUAUCAAUGGGUACGGUACUGACACUGUUUUGAAGCUCGGAAAUCUCAUGUACCACACAGACAGAUUACAACUAGACAAAGUUUAA
Molecule: messenger RNA, 1515 nt
Organism: Lachancea lanzarotensis
Lineage: Eukaryota; Fungi; Ascomycota; Saccharomycetes; Saccharomycetales; Saccharomycetaceae
Gene: PKP2
Product: LALA0S07e00562g1_1
Exons: 1
Coding region: 1-1515 (504 amino acids)
Biological process (GO): protein phosphorylation; regulation of glucose metabolic process
Cellular component (GO): mitochondrion
Molecular function (GO): pyruvate dehydrogenase (acetyl-transferring) kinase activity
Source: RefSeq, a predicted model, not a curated record